Messenger RNA from Xiphias gladius (swordfish), 4488 nucleotides. Its product is annotated as aryl hydrocarbon receptor-like. Gene Ontology annotation, molecular function: transcription cis-regulatory region binding; protein dimerization activity; nuclear receptor activity. Gene Ontology annotation, cellular component: nucleus; aryl hydrocarbon receptor complex. Bases 484 to 3348 code for a protein of 954 amino acids. The record is from RefSeq and is a predicted model, not a curated record. NCBI's taxonomy places the organism in Eukaryota, Metazoa, Chordata, Actinopteri, Istiophoriformes, Xiphiidae. Gene Ontology annotation, biological process: regulation of transcription by RNA polymerase II. The transcript is spliced from 12 exons.
AAAAAAAAAAAAAACCCACGACAGCUUUACACGUGCGGGACUCUGCGUGCGUGCGUGCGUUUUACAGCCGAGGACGAGGAAGAUAAACGAAGGCAAAGGUUUUUUUUGUUUUGUUUAUUUUUUUUUUUGCCCACCAAUAACAGGCGACCACACAGAGAUGCCCUGAUGUUACACUGAAGCCGAUUGGCUGGAGCGGGAGCCCCCGAGCCAGGCGGAGAGCCCUCCGUCGCGCCGCGAGCCGCCGCGGUACUCCCCCUCGGAGAGCUUGCCCCCGCCGAGGCGCCCGUUCGACCCGACGUGGUGGCUGCAGAAAUGCCGCCUCGCUCCACGGACCUGGAUCGUUAUUACUCGCUCCGGUCGCCGUGAGCGGCGCUUCACGGUUUAAAUCCCCCGGACAUUGUUGCAGGACCCUGGCAGCAGGAGGGGAAGAAAACUCGGGUGAAAGGAAGGAAAGAGAAAGUUGGCCGGAACCUCGGCGCCACCAUGCAGGGCAACGGUGGACUGUACGCGGUGAAGAAGAGGAGGAAGCCCGUUCAGAAAAAUGUGAAGCCUCCGCCGGUGAAGACCAAUCCGUCCAAACGCCACCGGGACCGUCUGAAUAUAGAGCUGGACCAUCUGACCGGCCUGCUGCCCUUCUCUGAGGAAGUUAGAGGUCGCCUGGACAAGCUGUCGGUGCUCCGGCUCAGUGUGGGAUAUCUCAAGGUCAAGAGCUACUUCCACGCGGUGCUCCAGAAAAAUGCAAGGUCGGCUCCUCUUGUCUGUGCAAACGGCAGAAAUGGACAGCCCGUGUCCCUGGGUGGAGUCGGUUUCUCAGAGGGAGAACUCCUGCUCCAGGCUCUGAAUGGUUUUGUGUUGGUUGUGACGACUGAUGGCACGAUCUUCUACACAUCCUCGACGAUCCAGGACUUCUUGGGCUUCCAUCAGUCGGACGUCCUCCACCAGAGUGUGUACGAUUUCGUUCACAUGGACGACAGGGAGAUGUUCAAAUGUCAGCUCCACUUCGCCCUCAACCCCAGCGAGACCGACGCCGGCAGUAGAGCAGAGGAUGGGCAGUCUAGCAGUAAAGCUUUGAGCAGCUCGCAGAGCUUCCUGCCCCAGUACAUCCCCCCAGAGAACUCCUCCUUCCUGGAACGAAGCUUCUGCUGUCGCCUUCGCUGCCUCCUGGACAGUACCUCUGGAUUCGUGGCUCUGAACUUCACUGGGCGUCUGAAGUACCUGCAUUUACAGGGAAACGCCGGGGCCGACGGGACUGGGGCUCCUCCUCAGCUCGCUCUGUUCGCCAUCGCCACGCCUCUGCAGUCUCCCUCAGUCAUGGAGAUUCGCACCAAGACCCUCAUCUUCCAGACCAAACACAGAAUGGACUUUGCACCUGUGGGCAUAGACACCAGAGGGAAGCUGGUUUUGGGUUAUACAGAGGUAGAGUUGGUCACAACAGGCUCUGGUUAUCAGUUCAUCCACGCUGCUGACAUGAUGUACUGCGCUGACAACCACCUCAGGAUGAUCAAAACCGGAGACAGCGGCUUCACGAUCUUCAGGCUACUGACCAAGACAGGACACUGGUUGUGGGUUCAGGCCUCUGCCAGGAUAGUCUUCAAGGGAGGGAGACCAGACUUCAUCAUCGCUCGUCAGAAAGCCCUCACAAAUGAAGAAGGAGAGGAACACUUGCGGCAGAGAAGACAGCAGCUUCCCUUUAACCUUGCCACCGGUGAAGGUGUCCUGUAUGACGUCUCUCUGGAUGACUUCUCCAUCCCUGGUCCUCCUGGCCCCGCCGCACCGGGCACCGCUGAGCCCAUGACAGAGAAACCUCUGGACCCCGCCUCACUCUUGGGAUCCCUUCGCCGGCAGGACCACUCUGUUUACAGCCAGCCAGAGAAGCCCGGUACCCAGGUCCCGGUCUUCUCCCAAACAGGGGACACCGAUUGCGAACCCCAGCUGUCCUUCGAACAAGCCUUUCUGGACAGCCACGCUCUGCUCAGUGUGCCGGGUCAGGUCCAGACUUUACAGAAGAGGUCUGUCACAGGGGACCUCACAUCAGAAGCCAUGAUUGACUCUUUGGAGCAGAUUUUGGGAGAUAUUGGGGAUGGAGGGAUAGAGGGUUUUGAUUUGGAGGAGACAGAGUUGAGGGACUGGGAAAACACCCUCAUCAGGAUGAAUCAAGAGAGGGAAGAUUCAUUGAGGGAACUGAAUCACACCCUGGCUAAUGAUGUGUUCUCAUACGUGGAGGAGGCUCUGAGGAGAGAGACUGGUGGGUUUGUGGCUCAGGGUUCAGAUCAGACUGGGUGUCACAUUUCUGGGACAACCAACAGUUUAUCCGUUCAAGGUGAACAUCCGCGGUUUUCAAACAAUGUGCCACAGUGGCAGCCAGCGAUGGACAAUUAUUCUAACCAGAGUGGAUUUGGAGAACAGGCUCUCGGUGAGGUUGGUAAUGCUACCGGACUGAAAGGUGCAUCUCCGGUUGUUUCUCACAGGACCACAAGCACACUAACGCCCGCUCAGUGUCGUAACACUCACCACGCACCCACCUCCUCUCUGUGGCCUCCAAGCAGCAGCAAUCACCACUCUGGCAAUGAGAGGAUUUCAACACAAUCCCGGGUGACACAUCAGUCUUGGCUUCCAUCUGCACAGAACACCGACAAUAUUCACAGCAGCCAUCAAGCUUGCUUGGAGGUGAUGCACCAAAGUGUGCAAUAUUCUCUAAACCAUACUGGUUCACAGCAGACUUGCGUUGGCCAAGAGCCUCGGGGCCCUUCGGUGUGGCAACAACCACAACAACAACAACAGCAGCAGCAGCUGCCGCAAAGUUUUCACCAUCACAGACUUUCACAUUCCUCGCACACACCAGGCGGUCUGAACUCAACAGUUCAGUCGUUCCGCCCGCACACACAGCGAUUAUCCGGCAGCUGCAUGUAUGAAAAAAGAGAAGGUCACAUACCGAACGCUGCUACUCUUCCUACCGGACAGAACUGGCCUCUCCUGGGACCCACACGCUCCAGAGGACCCACGCACGUUUCAAGGACGGCCACCAAUGCUCCACCCUUCACCCUGUCCCAUCCGGGCGGGGCAGUUCCAGGCAUCGACCAGGGGAUGAUGUCCAGUACCAGCACUCGCGCGGCUGCCUGUACAGACGUGGGCGGCAUCAGUUUGGGUCAUCUGAGCGGAAGCGAUGCCGACCGGGGACCACUUGGAUCAGAGUAUCAUGCUAAAAACGCAUCGUUACAGUCUUCGUUCUUCUGCUGGAACAGUGAAGCUCAGAUUCCCAAAGUUUCCCUGAACGGCGCCGUCGACCCGUUCGCCUUCCCGGCCCUUCCCACCGGGAGCAUCAACCUUUCCCAAAACACUGGACCGUAGACGCCUCUGCACUGCACUCUGAUUGGACUGAUAGAUAUGCAUGAGUGACUCAGAAAGCACCUCUGAGAUUGUUCCUGUAGACAAAGGAAGAGAGGAUUAUUAUAUUUUAACAACGUUGUGUCUGCUGUGGCUCACAGAGGAAUACGGACCUGCUCAUUUCAAACUAAAAACACCUCUGCUGCAUUACAGUCUUUUGCCGAUAACGUGUCUCCCAGUCUCCAGGCUUGACUCAUCGAGUAUGUAUCAAACAACCUUAUCCAAUAAUUAGCUUUUUAAACAUAUUCAGUAUGUGGCUCAUGGAACCAACCGGUUGAAGGGUCCUGUAAACUGAGAGGAAGCGGGAACCAAACGAGGUUUAUUUGCUGUAGAGAAGAUAUUCUGGACUAAAGUCUUUCUGUAUCACAUAACGUGUGAGGAUCAUGGAAAAGGACUAUUUCACCCCAGUUUAACUGGACAACGCUCUGGUUCUGUAAACCUUUAUAUCUGCUUCAUGUUAAUACCGGUUUAUAUCCAGUUCAUAUGCCGUUUUUAUCAGUGCGGUUCUUCGAGUGGAGUCUAGAGGUUAGAGCAGAGGUCAUAAGGUCACGUCAGUCUCUCUGAAGAAAUGAAUCCUGGAGUUUACAAAAUCAGCUCCACUUCAACAGUUGGCAGAAGAAACUUUUAACAGAGUUAAACAAAGAUUCCUUUGAGAGGAAAGAAAACUACAGCUCCUGUCCUGCAGAAAUUAGUCAUAUAUCAUUAAAUUGUUUUCCCAGUAACGUUGUGGUUACAGAUGUGAUGGCUGGCUGGAUUAUGUUCAGAGGCUUUUUUUUUUUUUUUUUAAUAAAUGGAUGAAGCACUAUAUUUAUUAACAACACCAGAGUCGCUGUGGUGUUGAAAGUCACCAUAGAAAUCAAGUUGACUUGGUAGUUUGGUUACUAACAAAGUGCAGCGCUGUGGCAGAUAAAGUUGGGGAAAGAUCGUAGUUAAAUCUCAGUAAAAACAUGUGUCUCAAGUCGCUGUGAACUGUUCUUCUGUUGUUAAACCAGAUACUUUGCCGCACGAUCGGAUAUUUCGGUAGAAAAAUGAAAUUCGUUGUCAGUGAACGUUUUACGGAUACGCUCAGUAUCAACGUUUUUUGCCACUUGUCAGACACGUAAA